Chlorella variabilis is the source of this 2329-nucleotide messenger RNA. Its product is annotated as expressed protein. The transcript is spliced from 16 exons. The annotation marks the transcript as partial. The record is from RefSeq and is a predicted model, not a curated record. Gene Ontology annotation, biological process: lipid metabolic process. Lineage: Eukaryota; Viridiplantae; Chlorophyta; Trebouxiophyceae; Chlorellales; Chlorellaceae.
AUGUCCGCCUUUUUUCAUGUUGCAUGGAUCGUCAUACUGCUGACCUGGGCGGGAGUCACCGGCGCCUGGCCCGGGCGCUGCUCCAGCAGCGGCGGGGUGCAGUACUUGGUCCUUGGCGGCGGCCUUCUGGGCUCUUUUGCUGUCAACCUGGCUGUGGAUGUGCUCUUGGUGUACCACAGCCUGCAGGGCGCCCCGUUUGAGGCCAGUAAGCGGCGCUGGGUGGUGCCGCUGCUGUACACGGCCACAGGGCCGCUGGUGUGUACACUAGGCUUUACAGUUACCAACCUGGCCCAGGCCCUGGUCUUUUCGACGUGGGGAUUCCUGGCUAUCGCUGUUAUUGGCAUAGCGGUGACAUACAACAUGUACCCGCAGCACCAUGACCUGAGCAGCUGGGAGGCCCGCUGCAAAUGCCUCGCGGCCAUGCUCUGCUGUAAGGCAAACAUCACUCGGCGCCCAGACGGCAAGCGCGCACCACUGACCAACAUCGCGGAGCUGACGGCGGGUCUCCUCUCUCACUGCGACUUGGACGCGACGGAUAUAACCGUGGGCCUGUUCCUGGCAGCGGCAGCACAGAAACGCCGCCGCCGCCUGCGUGUUGCCAAGGCGUUGCUGCCUGUCUACCGGGCGCUGCGCAGCACGGCAGGUAGCAGCGCAGCCGACGAGCGUUCGCAGACCGAGGAUGAAGACCACGGCAGCGAGGAGGAUGCUGGAAGCACGGCCUCCUCGAUCAACGAUGUGCCAGCAGAUAGGGAGCUAGAUCACAUGAUUGCUGCCCAGCAGCGAUUGUCGCAUGAGCGCCAGCAGGAGGACAGCACAGUGCUAGACCGCGCGAGUACUCUGCAAGGGCCAGGCGACGCAGGUGGGCGCCAGCCUGUAAGGAUUCCGCAGAGGCAGGCCAAGGCGGGAGCUAUUCGAUCGGCAGCGGAGCUGGUGGCGGGGGAUCUGUUGGCUGAUCUGCCCGCUGGCCUGCCAGACCAGCAUGCGGAGAUUCUGGAUCGGUUGGCGGGGGCAAUCGAGGAAGAGAUUGUUCAGGCCGAGGGCGGCGGGCAGCAGGCGUCGUCGGAGGCCGUACUGGUCAAGGAGGAGAGCCUGGACCUGUCUGCCCUGCAGGUGGAUCCCGAUGCGCCCAGCAUCUGGUUCAGCACUGCCAGCAGCCGCCAAGUGGGGACCCUGGACGGCAUGAGCAGCAGGGGCAGCAGGCUGAGCGGGCAAGGCAAGGCAGGGGGCACGCAACGUCGGCACACCAAGGUGCCCUCGUCUGUGCUCAAGGAGGCCAUUUACUGCUUAAAGUACUCAUACGCUGUGUACAGCCUGCAGCCCAAGAUUGAGGCGCCCUCCAGCGGGCUGGACGUAGCCAGCUGCGCGUGCUGUGGUCGGCCGACAGAUCCGCAGCAGGCAGGACUGGGCGGCGACGUAUUGGUGCAAGGCUGGCACACAGAAGACUGCGGGCGGUUGUCCCAGCACUGCGCCUUGACGAGGAACACAUCCUGCCGCUGCAGCUCCGUUGAGAUUUUGAUGGUAAACUGCAGCAACCGCGUGCUGGCGCACCUGCCCUACAUGGUGGUCGCCGAUCAUGGUCGGCGAGCAGUGGUGCUGGCUAUACGGGGCACCAUCAGCAUCGCUGACCUCGUGACGGAUGCCGUGGUCUAUCCCGAGCCGUUGGAUUCGUUUCUGCCGCAGGAAAUCAAAGAGGAGCUAUCAGAGCCGGCGUUUGCGCAUGCCGGCAUGGUUGCCGCAGCCAAGGCAAUCUUCGAGGACAUGUUGCAGCGGGACAUUUUGCCGCAGUUGGUGAGAGACGAAGCGAUGGCCGACUUCACGGCGCCUGAGCAGCAGGAGGCACGGCGGGAUGGCUUGGCACACCCGCAGCGUGCCUCGCAAUAUGAUGCUGAUGCAGGCAGCUGUGCUCCUGGAGCGGAGCAGUACAUGAUCACCGGCCACAGCGUCAGUGGUGGGGACGGUGGCAGCAAUGGCCCCGUUCGCAGGGAGAGGGCUGGCCCAUCAGGGGAUGCACUGGAGCAAAGCCAGCAGCAGGACCAGCAGCCUGGAGUGCAAGGGCGGCAGCGUCUGCAGGGGGCCGGCAGCGAGCAGUCACCAGGGAGGCAGGUGGGCGAGAUCAUGCGGCAUUUGAUAGAAGAUGAGGGUUGGCAGUUCAUCGUGGAAGGCCACAGUUUGGGCGCAGGCGCAGCGGCGCUGAUCUCGCUGAAGCUGCUCGAGACCUACCCCGGUCUCAAGUGUCUUGCCUAUAGCUGCCCUGGUCUGGUCAGCAAGAACCUCGCCCAUGCCAUGAGCCGCUUCUGCACCACAGUGGUGUGUGGCAAGGAUGCAGUUC